UAGUCACUCAACGUGCUGUGCAUAUGAUUAAUCCAAAUACAAAAUUCAUCAAAAUAAGUUUAUUUCUCUCCAGUUUCAAUCUUCGAAUAAUAAUUUAAAAAGAGAAAAUUUAACAUGAAAUGUAAACUUUUGUAGUUUAGAAUUAAUAUUUAAUAAGUAAUUUAAUAGUGUAAAAAUUUAUUUAAACCAAAAAAUAAGAUGUACAUAACUUACGUGGCAAUUUGUUUGCUAGCCUUAUCUGCAUUAACAUUAGGGAGUGAAUUGGAUCACGAUGGAUGGUUACAAAUGAGACUUUUGCAUUCCUUUGAAGAUUCGUCGGUACCUAAUUUUAUAGAUAGAGGAAAUAUUUCCAUAUCCAGUGUACGUCAUGGAUCAGCAAAUGUUGUUCAGAUUGGCCUCCAGGAUUCACAUGUUGCACAAUUGAAAAAACUCGCUCAGAAUGGUGAAAAAUAUCGUCUCAAAACGAUCGUUCGUUCUUCCUCCGGAAGCGAAACAACAUUCCUCACUUCUGUACUUGCGUGCAAUUUAUUGGGUAUGGAUUUAGAAGAUGUAUUGCACGUAUGGCUCGACAGUGCAGCGGAACCAGUGGCCGUUAAUUUAGUGUCACGUGGACCUUGCGUUACUGAAGGGCCCUCGACUAAAAUGUGGACUACAAAUGUACAAAUUAAAUAUCCAGACGGGGGUCCAAUUCCUGACACUGCGACUUAUAUUCAUAAAUUGGAAAAAGAACGCGAAGCCCGAGAAAGAGGCGAAACCAAAGACAAUAGAUCAUUUUUAGCUAAAUAUUGGAUGUUCAUUGUUCCGGGAUUGAUCUUAUUCGUAUUGAUGUCGGCACAAAAUCCAGAAGGUGGUGCAGGCGGUGGUGGAAGCGGUCAACGAUAGUUAAAAUAUUGUAUAAAAAUGUGUUUAUUUUCGUUUUUCAGUGUUAAUUGAAAUUAAUAAAAAUUGCAUUUGUAUAAU
Messenger RNA from Leptopilina heterotoma, 960 nucleotides. RefSeq names its product ER membrane protein complex subunit 10 (gene EMC10). Gene Ontology annotation, cellular component: EMC complex. Lineage: Eukaryota; Metazoa; Arthropoda; Insecta; Hymenoptera; Figitidae. The transcript is spliced from 4 exons. The record is from RefSeq and is a predicted model, not a curated record. The coding region runs from base 199 to 882 and encodes 227 amino acids.